Molecule: messenger RNA, 3000 nt
Organism: Lineus longissimus
Lineage: Eukaryota; Metazoa; Nemertea; Pilidiophora; Heteronemertea; Lineidae
Product: bone morphogenetic protein 7-like
Exons: 5
Coding region: 598-1950 (450 amino acids)
Cellular component (GO): extracellular region
Molecular function (GO): growth factor activity; cytokine activity
Source: RefSeq, a predicted model, not a curated record
AGGAUAAUAACGGGUGCAGGUGGCUGGAUAUUCUGUUAAUGAUUGAAAAAUAGCAGUGCGUUUAAUUGACGAUAAAACUGAAAACACAACUCAAGUGAUUUGCACAAUGUGUGAAAAUAGCACGUCCCGUAAUCUCCUGACAAAACUAUCGACGCAAUCGUUGUUCAUUCGCAGUGCGCGCAAGGAAGCCGACGACCAACUUGGGCCAGUAUCGGAACUAAGACAUUCUCUGCCAGGUUUAAGGGGAUUUCGGGCCACGACCAGAGCUCAAGUAGAUUAGGACGCACACGUGUGGGAGAGAGAAGAGGUGCACACCAGGGAUGCUUCUUGAUAGUCUUCUUCUUUAAGUCAAUGGUCAUUACAUUUGUUAAGAUCACCUCCUGUGGCUCUCUGUUCUUUUCUUGGUUACAGGCAGCCAGUUUACUCCAUUGUCAUUUGAAUUGGCCAACGGUAUAUUAAGAAAUUCGAUUGCGGUCACCAUUAUUUAAUGAUACACCACAGGGAAGUUUUACACGGAUGUAUUGGAGCGGAGACAAGCUGAUUCGAGGACUUGAGAAGUGAGAGAUUUCAAGGGGGACAGUCAGGAUAUAGUCAGCGAUGGGAAGUGGAUGUAGGAUACCAAGUAUCCGUGGACUAUGUUGGGCGUGUCUGGUGAUGUUACAGUGUUUAGACGUGACUCUAGGAGUGGUGCUAUACUCAACUCGCCGCGAUGAUCCGCUGGAAAGUGAGGCGAUGAACAGACUCUCUCAAGUAUUCGGCAUGGAGAAGCCGCCCAUUAAGUUCCAUCACAGAGCACCGCCACAAUACAUGGUCGAACUGUUUAACUCUAUUACUGAUGACAGCGGGAUUACUAAAACUAAGGGUCCAUUUGAUGCUGAUGUAGUAAGAGGGUUCCCUGAUAGAGCAAGAAGACAGCAAAUGCAUUUUUAUUACAACGUAUCCUACAUUAAAAAUACUGAGAAAAUCUUAGAAGCAGAGUUCCAUUUAUUCAAAAUGCGUCCUCGGCAUUCCGACCAAAUGUGGAAGAAUUUAAGUUUGAAGGAUAGGCGGUCACUUCACAUUAUAGAGAUUCGGAUCUACCAGGUGAAGGACCCGUACAACAUGUAUCCUCCACAAGGCUUGAAGUUACUCGACUCUCGCCGAAUAGGGACGCACUCUCACGGGUGGGAGGUAUUCUCCGUCAAGCCUGCAAUAGACGACUGGGUGAAUGAUAGCUCAACGAAUUACGGUUUCCUUGUGACGGCAACCACAUUAUCGGGUUUCCCUGUAAAUGGAACCUUGGUGCGGUUCGCCCAGAGGUUUGAGCAUCAUGACAGUAAGCAGCCCGUGCUGGUCGCCUUCACUGAUGAUGGCAGAAGGACACAGCAUAGGAACUAUAUUAACCCUGCGGAUAACGAUUUCGUUAGACUAGAUUACGAAUAUCGGACUAAAGACCCGAACAGGCACCGAAACAUGUAUAACCAUCAGUAUGCUCAUAGGAUAAAGAUGUUAAACGAACGAUACAGAACAGAAUAUGAACAGCGGCUCCGUGAACUACAAGAGCAGCCACAAGCUGCACCAAGGGACCAAACGCAUUCGAGGUCAAGGUCAAAGCGAUCCGCGGAUUACUACAAGUUCAGACGUCACAGGAAGCAGGUCUGUGCGCGUCAGGAAAUGUACGUGGACUUUGAGAAAAUUGGUUGGUCUGGGUGGAUUAUUUCACCGAAAGGUUACAAUGCUUACCACUGCAAGGGCGAAUGUCCCUUCCCUCUUGGACAGAAUCAGAAGCCAACGAACCACGCCACAGUGCAGAGUAUUGUGCACGCGUUACGGAUUGGCACUGACAUUACGACGCCGUGCUGCGUCCCAAAUAAACUUUAUUCAAUAAGCUUGUUGUAUUUCGAUGAUGACGAGAAUGUUAUAUUAAAACAAUAUGACGAAAUGGUUGCUGCUAGCUGCGGGUGCCAUUGAUCGAAGGGAAUGAAGUGUUGGGAAGAAAUGAUGAAGAAGAUACGUGCCAGGUCUGGCCCUUUCGUAGGUCCUACUCGUCACGACGGCACGACGGAGCUAGUGGUCCUCUCACAGGAUACUAAUACAUUUGAAUAAAAACCUUCGUCAGUUCAUGUCGCCUCUCGAAGACAGUUGACAGGCAGAGAGUGUUGUGUACGCACUAUCACCUAGAAUGCAGUUGACUGAAAGCUUGCGCCAUAGAAGUGACAACUGUAUCGAUUGAUUGACAAUGGAUGGAAACUAGUUGUGACAUAUGAUUUCUAAUUCUUCGGUGUCAUGUAUACUAUUAUGUACGAGAGCAUUUCCGUUUUAGAUGCCAGUUUUUGUUUAUCUCAAGAUAUGAACAUACCGUUUCGACCAUGUCACCUCACGAAGGUCGCCUGUCGCUUCGUUUAACCAGAGUCUUUCAGUAAUAUUAUGACUGAAAGACUCUUGUUUAACAGAUAAUUUGGUCCACUGCUUCAUAAGUUUCAACAACUUCCAGGCCUGAAGUGUGGAAGUUAUUAAAUGUCGGUGUCAAUGACAAUAUCUGAGCAGUCAGGCCAAACUCCAACAGAGGAAAUCCACUGAAUUGUCGUGUAAUCCAGAAUUCGGAUACCCAAAUCUCAGAAAAUAUCCGUACCGUUUUGCUGGCGAGUUGCUGGCCAACUAUCAUUCAUUCUAUUCAAUUUCUCUCUUGGUCACAAGUGAUAGAUAUGGUCAAAAUGGCAUCAGCCCUCUACAUUUUGUAGAAUUAAGAAAUUUAAUGACUUCGACAUCUUUUGUUCUGAGCAGAUAUCUUUCAUUCUCUUCUGUGCCCUAUUAUGUAACGUGGAGUGGCGUUUGUAGUCUGGGUUUGCAGUGGGUCGAUCAUCAAAAGUUAGUACAUGUAUUAUACAUGAACAGUUUUGGGGACACGUCGAAAUGUUGUACAAUAUGGAAGGAUAGGAUUUUAUGAACGACGUGCUGUAGAUAUAUGUAUGUAAAUGCUUUUGGUGUAAACAUUAAAUGUAAAAUGAUGAGGAAAUACAA